UAUACCAUAUGCGCUGCCGUUGAACCUUGCUUCACACAGCUGUACGUUGCUCUGAUCCAAGGAUUAUCGUCGACCAGAGAGAGGAGAGCCGACCAUGGCGCGCCGCUCCUCCAACACUUGGUCUUCUUCUCCGGCGCUCCUAGUCGUCGUCCUUGCUGCCUUGCUCAUCUGCUGCCCCAUGCCAUGCUCGGCGGGCAUCCGAAGUGGUGUGUACUACCGUUAUGGGCCUCCGUCGCCGCAGGGCGGCCGGCCGGUCCACGCGGGGUGCCCAUGGUGCGGCCCCGCCGCUCCUCAGCCGCCAACGCCGGUGGUGGCAACCGCGCAAGACCGAGCCGCGGCCGCGGAUCAGCAAACCAAACGUGAAAAGACGACGCUGCCUGCUGUGGCGCUGAGGAACUGAAGAAAUAAGCUCGCCGUCAAAUGUUAUCUAGCAUUGACGCUACAUGUAAUAUGUUUUGCCGUUUUGGGCAUUAUCUUAUUUUCUUACGCAAGAAAGUUGCAUGUGACGCUCAGCAAGAAGAUAGUCCAUGCCUCCAUGCCUUGCUAUGGAAGUUUUUACAGCAUGUAUGAGGUUAUAGGUGACAUAAAUAAGGAUCUACUAUAAAAAUGAGGCCUGGAAAAAUAUAGUGGACACAAUGUAUCAUGUAAUCAAAUCUUGUCUUAUAUCU
Triticum urartu is the source of this 668-nucleotide messenger RNA. Lineage: Eukaryota; Viridiplantae; Streptophyta; Magnoliopsida; Poales; Poaceae. The record is from RefSeq and is a predicted model, not a curated record.